Penicillium manginii is the source of this 888-nucleotide messenger RNA. RefSeq names its product CAP domain-containing protein. Bases 1 to 888 code for a protein of 295 amino acids. Gene Ontology annotation, cellular component: extracellular region. The transcript has 2 exons. The record is from RefSeq and is a predicted model, not a curated record. Lineage: Eukaryota; Fungi; Ascomycota; Eurotiomycetes; Eurotiales; Aspergillaceae.
AUGCGCUCGAAUCUGUUCCUCGCUGCUCUGGCAGCUGGGGCCGCCCACGCCUAUGAGAAACGUGUCUACGUGACCGACUGGACUACCGUCACUGUUACCAAGACUGUCACUGCGCCCGCCGUCACUGAGACCGUCACCCCUGUUCAGCAAGUCCAGGUGGCCAACACCGUUCUCACCACCUCCACUGAAGCCCCCGCUAUUGUGGAGACCAAGUCAACCUCCGACCUUGCCAAGAAGUCCACUGAGGCUGUCCCUGUCAACGAGCCUGCCACCACCCAGGCCGCUCAGGUUCAGCAGGAGCCUGCCACCUCUUAUUUCUCCACCGCUUGGACUUCAACCUUUGAAGCUGCCUCAUCUACCGAGCAGGCCCAGGCCCCGGCUUCGACCUCCUCGACCACCCAGGCCGCCGCCGCCUCGACCUCAAGUCCCGCUCUGCUCGGCAACCUGACCCCAGAGUACAUUUCGAAUGUUCUUCACAACCACAAUGUCCACCGCACCAACCACUCGGUCACUGCGCUCGACUGGCAUGACAAUCUGUAUACCGCCGCCAGGAUCCUGGCCGAGCAAUGCGUCUACAAGCACAACACCGACAUUAAUUCGAAAACCAUUGGUAAAUACGGUCAAAACAUUGGUUAUGGUGUCGCAUACGGGGAGGUUGGUGAGAUGAUUACCAACCUGAUGUACAACGACGAGAUUAGUUAUUACCCCGGCUACGGUACUGCCGACCCCGACAUGUCUCAAUUUGAUAAAUGGGGACACUUCUCCCAGAUCGUCUGGAAGGGCACUACCCACGUCGCCUGCCACACCGAACCUUGCGACGGACUUGGGAAUGUUGAUGGUAGUGGAAUCAUUCCAUUUACUGUCUGCAACUACGGACCCCCCCGGUAA